UUUCAACCCCAGUAACCAAGAGGGAGAGAGAGAGAGAGAGAGAGAGUUGGAAGGUGAAUGGAGAGGGCAGGCUCACAUCUGCAACUCUGCAGCCUCCUCAAACCCACCUCCUCCAACUCUGCGCUUUGCACAACCCUGACCAUGGGACACCAGACAGAGUGAGUAAGGGGGAUUUUAUUCAAUAAGACUCCAGCUCCGUGCACAUCAAACUCUGGUGCUAAACUGGAGCUUGGUACUUCAGGAACAUGGGUUGCAAAAUGAGAUCCAUGCAUUUUGUGUUUUGGUGUCUUUACUUCAUGCUCCUUCACUUGUUUUGCACAGCACAAGAUGAGGACAUGAGAUUAAGUUGUAGGACAGCGCCAAGUGAUUUAGUAUUCAUACUCGAUGGAUCAUGGAGUGUGGAUGACAUUAACUUUGAGAUUGUCAAACGGUGGCUGGUGAAUAUCACCAUGAGCUUCAACAUCGGUCAGAAAUUCACCCAAGUUGGGGUGGUGCAAUAUAGUGACGACCCCUUCUUACAUAUACCCCUGGGAAAACAUUUCUCAAGCAAUGACCUCAUCAAGGCCAUGGAGUCCAUAGAGUACAUGGGUGGGAACACAAAUACAGGGAAGGCUAUCAAGUUUGCCAACGACAAACUCUUUGCCCUGUCUGAGCGAGGUCCGAACGGCAUUGCAAAAAUUGCUGUGGUUCUGACGGACGGGAAGUCACAAGAUGAAGUGCUGGCAGCUGCAGAAGCAUCGAGGAAAAAGGGAAUAAUUCUCUUCGCAAUUGGCGUCGGGUCUGAGACAGAGGAGGCACAGCUCAGGGCCAUUGCCAACAAACCAUCCUCAACCUAUGUUUUUUCUGUGGAAGACUAUAAAGCUAUCGCAAAGAUCCGUGAAGUUAUUAGGCAGAAGCUGUGCGAAGAGACUGUAUGUCCAGCAAAGAUUCCAAUCAAUUCUCGGGAUGAGAAAGGAUUUGACAUUCUCCUCUAUCUCAACUUGGCUAAAAAAGCCAAAAAGACACAAGGAUCGUUUUAUGGCAGCAAAGCCUACCAGGUGACGUCCCGAGUUGACCUGAGUGAGAGCACUAGGAUGUUAUUUCCAGGCGGACUUCCACCGUCCUAUGUUUUUGUGGCCACGCUGAAGUACAAAGGCUCUGUGGUUAUGGAGGAGUGGGAUCUAUGGCGGAUCCAGACUAAGGAUGAAAAGCCUCAAAUGGCAGUUACUCUAAAUGGUCUGGACAGAACAGUGAUGUUCACCACCACCACCAGCAGUACAUCAAGUGGAAUUCAAACUGUGGUUUUCACAAAACCACCAGCUAAGAAACUAUUUGAUGAAAAAUGGCAUCAGCUUCGUCUUUUAGUAACAGAGGAAGAUGUCACUCUGUAUGUUGAUGAUCUGGAAAUUGAAACAUUGGCACUGGAGCCUCCUGAUGGUAUUUUUAUUAACGGAAAAACACAGGUUGGGAAGUACGUCACCAAAGAAACAACUGUACCGUUUGAAAUUCAAAAACUCAGAAUCUACUGCGACCCUGAGCAGAAUAACAGGGAAACAGCCUGUGAAAUACCUGGAGUUGAUGGAGAGUGUGCUAAUGGACCAGGAGACAUUGAUCCAACCCCAGAGCCCUGCGUCUGUCCCCCUGGGCCACCUGGUACCCCAGGAAUGAAGGGAGACCAGGGCAGAACAGGAAAUCCGGGUCAACCUGGUCCAGCUGGUGCUGAUGGUAAGCCUGGUGUCCCAGGUUCUAGAGGAAGUCCUGGCAUUCAAGGCUCUCCUGGCAUGGAGGGCCCACAUGGAGCUGAUGGACAUAAGGGGGAAAAGGGAAGUCGUGGGGAAGCAGGUGACAGCGGCAUCCCAGGUUUACCCGGGCCACCUGGCAAACCAGGUGAAAAGGGAUCAGCUGGUCAUCAAGGCAUGCAAGGACCACCAGGCAAAGAUGGGCAAGUGGGAGAAAAAGGGAGUAGAGGCCUUGCUGGUCCACCUGGAUAUCCAGGAGAGCCUGGAGCACCUGGCAGGGAUGGAAAAGACGGAAUUCCAGGAGGAAUUGGUCUAAAGGGAGAUCCAGGACCUCCUGGAAUUCCUGGCGUGGAUGGAAGAGAGGGACAUCCUGGCAUGCCUGGUAUACCUGGAAAUGAUGGUCAGAGGGGAAUUAAGGGCGAAGAUGGCCUUCCAGGACCAAAAGGAGCCAAAGGUAUACCUGGAGACCCUGGCGAGAUGGGAUUGCCUGGAAUGCCUGGUUCAAGUGGACAACCUGGUCCUAAGGGCACUAAAGGGGAAAGUGGAGUGGCCGGUCAACCAGGACUUCCAGGGCACGAGGGUAAGCCUGGAGAACCUGGGAUUGCUGGCCAGCCAGGACAUCCAGGAAUGCCAGGAUCACAGGGACAGAAGGGUCAAAGAGGAGAUGCUGGUGAAAGAGGAGCAGAUGGGAUGAAAGGUGAAAGAGGAGACUCUGGGAGACCCGGUGUUCAUGGUUUACCUGGGCCAGCUGGACAGAAAGGAGAGAAAGGGACAGCAGGAGAGCCGGGGCAGAUGGGUCUGAACGGCCACCAGGGGCCUCCUGGACAGCGAGGACAGACGGGACCCUCAGGGCCCAGAGGAGAAAUAGGAGAAAUAGGCCCCCCGGGACCACCUGGACCCGAGGGACGACCUGGCAGAGAGUUUUCCGAGCAACACAUUCAACAGAUUUGCAGAGACAUUCUUCGAUCUGAGAUACCUGCUCUUCUAUUGAGUAGCCAGCACAAUCAUCACAGAAGCUGUGAGCACUGCUACACACGCAUGGGACCCCCAGGGCCUCCAGGGCCACCAGGCCCUCAUGGCUCUCGAGGAUUCCCAGGUUUGUCUGGUUCUAACGGACUGCAAGGGCAGCGGGGUUUACCUGGGCGGCCUGGUAUUGCUGGCAUGAAAGGUGAUCCAGGAGAAAAAGGUGAUAAAGGAAAUCAAGGACGGUCAGGAAUCGGAGACCCGGGUCUCCCAGGAACACCAGGUCCAAUGGGUCCGGCAGGGGUGGGAAAACCAGGUCAGCCAGGAAAGCCGGGCCCGCCUGGUCACAGAGGCGAGGAGGGGAAGAGAGGGCACCCCGGUGAGCCCGGCCAGCCAGGUGUGUGCCAUCCGUCCAUGUGCUACAGCGCGAUGUUGCGAAGAGAUCCUUUCAGUAAAGGGCCAAACUAUUGAAAGAGCUUUGGCUGGAAUGCAGACAGUCUGGAUGCGGUGCUGCUCGGUGAAUGAAAGAAAACAGUAACAGCGAAUCUUUCCAAUCUCAGGAUGAUCAAGAGUGUCUCACACUCAUGGACACAUGAAGUACCUCUUAAAGUGUAAAUAAUAAGAUGACGCUGCCUACAUUAACACCAGCGAUUGUCCACGACUCGAUUCAACACUUGUCUUACUGUGUCAUAAGCUGAGAUGUGCCAUGAUUUAUUCACGAGGAAUAAAAAGCAUCAGCCGAACACUUGUGAAAAGCAUCCAGUGUGAGGAGCUCUGCAACUCUCGCAGUGGAAAUUCUACCUAGACGUCGACUCGUUUUCCUCACUCUCUUGCUCCCCCAAGUGGCGUUCAACCAUCAGCAGCCGAUCAUCUCGAUGUAUUUAUGAUGCCAGAUUUACUGUCCAUUUCGCGUUUGUGUUUCUUUGUGGUCGGAUGUUUCUUUUGCAGCUUGCAAGUUAUGGGAGUUCUUCUGCAGCGCUUCAUGCCUUCUUCGCAAUAUCUCUCAGACAUCCAUGAUCGUUCUCGUCCCUUUAGAUAUAUUCCUACUAGGGUUCCCACAUGUAGCGACCAACGAAUUUCCAUGACUUUUCCAGGCAUUUGUGAUUACACAAAUCUAUUUUAAAAAAUUGUAAUAUUUUAGAGCAGAAAAAGUAUAUAUUCACUAUAGAAAUGUCCAGGACUUUUUCAUUAAUGUUUAAGAUUUUAUUCAUUUCCACACCUGGGAUCACCAUUUUAUAAUUCUCCGAUAUUUUCCAGGCUUUCCAUAGUCUUCAGAUUACAAUGAGUGUGGUUAGAUCAUAUCUGUAUUAAAUGUUAAAAUGGUAAAUUGAACAAAUUUAUCAUGUGCAUUUUAAGCCACCUUCCUCUACAUCAAAUUGUCUUUUUUUCCCUUGGUUGAUAAAGGGUGUGUAAUAAAGCACACCUUCACAUAAAUGUAUAAUUUUUUGUUAUUUAUAAGAACUGAUAUCAGUUACAGCUUCUCCUGUGAGAGCGCUUUCUUAUUUUUGCAGUGAUUAUUUUUUUAUAACAGUCAUGUGUUUGACUUUUAAUAAUAAUAUUAAUUAAAACUUUUUUAUUAUU
Messenger RNA from Megalobrama amblycephala (Wuchang bream), 4262 nucleotides. RefSeq names its product collagen, type XXI, alpha 1 (gene col21a1). The record is from RefSeq and is a predicted model, not a curated record. The transcript has 30 exons. NCBI's taxonomy places the organism in Eukaryota, Metazoa, Chordata, Actinopteri, Cypriniformes, Xenocyprididae. The coding region runs from base 246 to 3152 and encodes 968 amino acids.